AUGGGGACCCUGUGCCAGCACGAUGGGGACCCUGUGCCAGCACGAUGGGGACCCUGUGCCAGCACGAUGGGGACCCUGUGCCAGCACGAUGGGGACCCUGUGCCAGCACGAUGGGGACCCUGUGCCAGCACGAUGGGGACCCUGUGCCAGCACGAUGGGGACCCUGUGCCAGCACGAUGGGGACCCUGUGCCAGCACGAUGGGGACCCUGUGCCAGCACGAUGGGGACCCUGUGCCAGCACGAUGGGGACCCUGUGCCAGCACGAUGGGGACCCUGUGCCAGCACGAUGGGGACCCUGUGCCAGCACGAUGGGGACCCUGUGCCAGCACGAUGGGGACCCUGUGCCAGCACGAUGGGGACCCUGUGCCAGCACGAUGGGGACCCUGUGCCAGCAUGAUGAAGACCCUGUACCAGCACGAUGGGGACCCUGUGCCAGCACGAUGGGCCCACAGUGGCAGUGGUCCUGUCAGGUUGCAGAGGAAGGCAGCUCGCGGUGAUCGGCGAGGCCGAGGCACCGCCCAGCCUCCCGGGGCUGCUCGCCGCUGUUGCCAUGGCUACCGCCACGCAGACGUGACGCACAUAGACGCCGAGUCCCUGCAGCACUCUCUUCGGUCCGCCAGGCCACGACGACAAUCCCACUGA
Messenger RNA from Bacillus rossius redtenbacheri, 642 nucleotides. RefSeq lists its product as uncharacterized. Bases 1 to 642 code for a protein of 213 amino acids. The record is from RefSeq and is a predicted model, not a curated record. The transcript has a single exon. Lineage: Eukaryota; Metazoa; Arthropoda; Insecta; Phasmatodea; Bacillidae.